AGUCACAUCGGCUCAGGACGCAAGUAGCGAACGCCUAGCGCCAUGCUGCCAUCCUGCGAGUUCAUGCGCAUGAGUGCUGAGGUGGAGCAUGAGGAGAGCAAAGCGGAGAUGGUCCACUCGGACCCAGAAGCUCCCAUCGUUGUGAGCAUGACUCCCGCUCCGGAGUUCCAGGUGGAAUCUUUGCAGCUGCUGCUGCUCGAGCAAGAGCAGCGGAUAAAGUUGCAUUUCGAUCAAAAGAUUGAGGAGCUUCAAGAGCACAUGGUCAGGAUGGUGCAAGGACCUACGACGAGCCCAACUGUGCCCCACCACCGGAUGCCCCACGAAAGGAUGCCUCGGACGAGCAGACGAUCGAGUGGACGAGAAAGUGGAGACGCAACUCGGGGAGCCUCAUGGGGAGUGCCGAAGAAUUUCAUUGAGAUGGUCCACCGUGUAAUGGACUCAGAGGGCUUAAAGCACAGUCCCAGCCAAAAGACCAGCACAGUAGUGAGGAAGUUGAGGUGUGCCUGGUUGCCGGUACUUUGGCACUAUUUUGUUGACUUCAUUGCUCUGAGCUAUGUGAUUUUCAUCGGCAUCAACCUGCAGUUCGGAAGCCAUGGCGGUCCAUUGGAAUGGGCUCUCCCGAUUGAAAUUCUGUUCUGCAGCGUCAUUGGCGUGGACCUCCUCGUGAAGAUGUGCACGCAGCAACAGAAGUUCUUCACUGGACCUAGACGGUGGUGGAAUUUCUUUGAUUCUUUUUGUCUCUUGGUGUUGAUUGUGGCGGCCGCCCAAGGCUCUCGUGGCCUGGAGACAGCCUCAGGCUUAGUCCGUGGAGGGCGUGCCCUACGAAUCGUGGGGUGCUUCUCGACGGUACAGGAACUGAGGCAGUUUAAACAGCUGCGUGUGAUGAUUGCAUCGAUGAUCCGGAGCCUGAAGGUCAUGCUUUGGCCUGCUUUGAUGGUCUUUGUCUUCAACUAUUUUUGUGGGCUGAUUUUGACAGAAAGCAUGUGGUCAAACUGUCCAAACAGUAGCAUACUGUGCGAGAAAUUCGGUGACUUGCAAUCAUCGAUGAUCACCUUGUACCAAAUUCAAUACAGCGGAAUGCUAUGGCACGAGGUUUGGCAUGAAAUGCAGCACUCCGAGUGGUAUGUCCAAGUCUUCUUCAUUUGCUCCACUGUCUUCGGGCUGAUGGUUGUGGUGAAUGCAACCACCAGCUUCAUGUGCGGCCUUCAAAGUUAUAUUUGGAAGAAAGAGCGAGCAACUUUCAGCGAUCUGGAGGAGGAGUUGAAGAAGUUCUAUGCAAGCUUCAGAGAGAUCGAUCAAAACCACAACGGAACCAUUUCUGAGGUUGAAUUCAAGCUUGUAAUGGAAAAUGAGCAGAUGCUUGCACUUCUAGAAGCGCUGGACGUGGAUACGUCAGAUGCUGUGAAAGUCUUUGAGAUCUUGGCCUCCCAAAGCACCGGUGGGAUUGAAGUCACCGACUUUCUUCUGGGUUGCUUGCGGCUUCAGAGAGGUACCACAGCUGUGGAUAUCAUCCGCAUCCAGAUGCAACAAGAAUGGGGACACGACGCCCUAGUGAGUAUGAGCACAGUGUUACAAAAGACCAGCGCUGACUUUCAGGAAGCGCUGCAUUCCCUUUCAAUCACGACAACGGCCAUGGAGCCGUUGUCGGCGGGGAUUUCUGGGGGGGGACCUUCUUUGACGAAGUCAUGGACACGGCGACAGAGCAUUCAUGCAGUUCCAGAGUUGAUGGCCUCAAAUGAUGAGGAGGAGUUGAGGGAAGUGCUUCGUCACAAUCAGCGGACGAAUCUUGGGAGUGAAGAUCGAGCAGUUACAGUGCCUGAGAUGCAACAGCUGUUGCAGGAGCUCUUUGGAAUGUGCGACGGGUGGAAAGAUGCCUUCACAGGCAAAGCAGUGCAAAGUGGAGAAGCCAAUUUGUACCAGUUUGCCUAUCAUUGUAUUUUGCCUCGGACGGCUCCCUAUGACGGCGUUCUCUUGCAAUGGCCAGCAUCGAUGACAGUCAUCCCCGAAGCCGGGCAAGAAGUUUGCCAAAGAAGUGGCCAGAUGGAGAUGGCACUUCCAGUCGCUCGUGGUAAAGUGCUUCGUGCAGAAAAAGUCGAGGACGUGCACGGCGAGAAGUUGAAGAUUUGGAUUCGUUUACUGCAAGGACAGUUCCAACCCAUGUGCUCUGAGAUCUGGUGUGGAACCAGCGUCCUUCCGGGAGAAGAGAUGAGUGUGGUGGCUGAAAAGUCCAUCAGCUACAAAGAGCAUUUAUCAACCAGAGCAUGCAAGUCUGAAUACUACACCUCUCAUUGGUGGGGCGAGCCCGUUCGCUCCUUUGUGCAGUGCUGCCGGAAGCACGCAGAGUUGCGCCGGCUAGAAGAAGGCACUGGGUACUGGGUUUGUGGCUAUGCCAAUCGCCAGCAUGAGCUUGGCUUGGACAUCGCAGAUGAUGUUGUUGCCACGUCUUUCUUCGCAGCCCUCAAAACGUCCAAGGGUCUACUGGUGAUUUUGGAUGAAAAGGCAACUCCUUUCUCCCGCAUCUGGUGCGACUUUGAGCUUUAUGCAGCGAUCAUGAACAAGGCGAUGGAGCUCGAUAUCGCAGCAGCCAUUGGCACUGAGAAAACCAGGAUUUUGACCACAAACCUUGUCCCUGGCGAGUCUUCUGUUGCAAAAACCAAGCGCGAGCAGGACUUCCCAAUUGAUCUGUUGGGUCGUGGUCUUGAACUUUGUCUUGAGGAAGGCAAUGCAACGGUCAAGGAGGACAAGGAACACAUCUUCCGAGCCAUUGCUGACAACUACGACCUAAGUUCAGAAGAAGGAGAGGCACGGUUGCGCCAGAACUUAGACCGAGCCAACAAUACCCUUCGGUCAACCUUGGCAGUUCUUGCUUGGCCCCAGGCCAUGCAGAAGAAAGGCUGGAUCUCUGAUUGCAUGAGAUGAGCAUAAAUGGAGGUUUCGUUGAAAGGGGUUCUUUUUUCAAGGAUACACUUGAACAUGUUUUGGGGCAUGAUACCCUUCUUGUGUAACCAAUGAUCCGAGAAAAACCAUAUGUUUGGUUCUUCCAAGAUACACUUCACACCCCAGAUGUUGUAGUGAAGCAUCAAGUUGUUUCAUCUUUGAGUCCGUUUUCGUUGUCCGGUUCGGUCUGGUCGUCCCUGCGACCGCUCGACCGCUCUGAUCGGUGAUCCUGCUUGAGCCAGCUUGCCACGCAGUAAGUUACCAACAACUUUUGAUGGAGCCUUGUUGAUGGAAAUAAUGCUGGAACAGAAUUGGCGACUUGCCACAGCUUAAUUUAUAUAAAUGAAACUGAUGCCAACGUCAUUACACCGUACCGUUGUGUUUUGGAAUGUGGGCGGAUUGUACAGCGCUUGAUUUGACAUAUCACACAUUUCCUGGUUGAGGUCGCAAGCUCACUGCUCUCCUGCAAUGGAUGCCGAUAAUCCAUUUCUUGUCGAACUGUGUUGGAUGCAUGAUGCUGUGGAUGUUUUUCUUGUUGAAGGGUUCCUUUGUGAAAAACCCGCGUGCAAUGUGUACCCUUGUCUACUGUAUCUAGCUUUCUGCCUCUUUAUUGGUGACCCGAAAGCCUCAGAAUUGACAAAAUAUGAAAAUAAGUCUUUUGGAAACAAGGUGGCCCAAGCGAAAACCAAUGGGUUCAGGGAAAAGGCGCAGCCGAAAUCGGGCCCCAGAACGGGCGUUCACGAACGCGCUUUUGCGCACCCAAUCAUCCAACGAAGGGCGAAAACGCGAAGAAACGGUGUGAACAAAACAACCGCAAUCUAAGACCGCUAAGAAAAAAGGAACGAACAAGGGUUCCUCAGCGAAGUUAUAACGAAGCCAGCUGGGCUACUGGUCAGCUUCUGCCAGCUGGGCGUUGUCGGCUCGAUUUCCAUCCCCGUCCUGGACGUCGUGCCCGAGUAGAUAGCGGGUCCGAAGCCCUUCCAAGGAGUGAAUUCGAGAUGUCCCCCAUAUCACAUCUUGAGGUACACUGCCAUCUACUCUGAAAUCGGAACUUUUGAGUUGAAGAAUUGCAGGAUUUUUUUGUGUCGUCAUUCUUUUUUCAGGGCGCCCUGGCAUGGACAAGAUCUGCAACGCCUUGCGCUCGGACGGUUUCAGAGAGUCCUUAGAGUUGAGCUUGGCGCACGUCGAGGGCUGCGACAAUGCUGCGGUGAAGAAGCUGGCGGAAUCGUUGCCCAGCUCUUUGAAGAAUCUCAAGCUCAGCUUCGAGGGUUGCAGUCAUUUAACAGACUCCUCUGUGCAAGCACUGGCGGGACAGGUUUCGCAGCUGAAGUCUCUGGAGAUCCUUCACCUGGACUUUGUGGGCUGCGAAUACCUGACGGAUGCGAGCCUGAAGUCAGUCGGCGACCGUGUCAGCAAGUCGAAACUCAUCGAAUUAGAACUCCAUUUCGCGGGUUGCAAACGUUUGCAAGAAGGUGGCGUCCUUUCAUUGCAAGAGAACCUUCCAGAGUCAUUGCGACACUUUAAAGCCAAUUUCAAAGGCACGCAUGUUGACCGAACCUUUGACAAUCUGACGCAGUUUAAAGGGUACCAGAAAUCCUGGCGUCCCUUCCCUUUUGAAUUGACUGCGUAGUGCCAUGACACUGUGGCAGCAUUUACAUAGUUGGCCAAGAUGUGUCGGGACCAGUUGAUGUCUAUUUAGAACCAAUUACUAUGUGUGUGUAUGCCCCACGCAGCCCGCAAAGUGAUGACACAGAAACCAUCAUUCCAGAUCUCACGGUGGUCUAACUAUGCGACUGCAGAUUCGUCGUCGCAAAAAAUGGGGCCCCAAAUCUGGCAGGGCAGUAGAAGAAGGGAUUGCCUUUUGCUGGCCAAACAUAUACCUAGUUUUGGUGCCAAAAGUUCGACUAAAGAGCAAGAUUAUCCGUGAGUGCUGGCAUAAACGUUUUGCAGCACGCUGCUUGGAAAACGAUGAAUAAUGAGUUGCACAUCACUUGCACUGACCCUUCCUUGCCUCCACGCCAGAGCUUCUGUUCGCAAGGUCUUGCGGCCUUCUUUUCUGCGCUGCAGAAUCGCUUACUUGAUGUAGUCCGAUCCAAACCACUGCAGUACAGCAAGCCUGCGCGCAGAUGCUUUGGGAGACCAAAGUGUUGAGAAUACUGCGUGCUGUAAGGGACCAGAAUGCGGAGGCCUGAGCUUGUGCGCUCUAGUAAUGACUUCUGACCUUGAAAGCCUGUUGUGGAUAGCUGGGCGUGGAAGAUGCGCCGGCCAAGGCGCAUGGAAAUGCGGUGGCGGCUGAUGCUUUCUGAAAUUCUCCCCUCCCCCCUGGCAGUGGAGUCUUUUAUGUGGAUGUGACCACCUAGUCUACCCAGCAUCCGUGAUCUACUGUCUUCUGCGCCCGUGAUAUGUUGCCUUUUAAUUUGAAGCUUUAGUACUUCUCAAGUGUGGCCGACAGGCUGUGACACACCGGGACACCGAUUGCCUAUGGGAACUGUUGACAGCUCCAUAUACCCAACCAACGGAGUUCCCGACUCGUGUGCAAAAACAAUGACUUCUGGGGCCAUGACCGCCUUUCUUGUAAAGUGCCAACGCUUUCGCUCCGCCUGUGCACCACAGUGGAUGCUAUGACCGGGCGCCAUUGAGCCGGCCACUCAGUUUUUGGCAGUGCGCACAAAGGCGUGGCAGUAUGCAAACGUAACUGGGGACCAGCCACAUUUUCAGAAAAAAUGCGUUGCCAUGUGCACGGAAGGGGCCAUUUCUGUCACCACAAAGCCAUUGAACAGUUGGCUUCAUCGUGGUGGGCCCUUGUUGCAAACACAUGACGCGCUAUCCGAAUCC
Durusdinium trenchii is the source of this 5772-nucleotide messenger RNA. Lineage: Eukaryota; Dinophyceae; Suessiales; Symbiodiniaceae. The record is from the annotation of a GenBank genome assembly.